Messenger RNA from Lizanozyma spartinae, 1848 nucleotides. RefSeq names its product Nop8p (gene NOP8). Bases 1 to 1848 code for a protein of 615 amino acids. The transcript has a single exon. Gene Ontology annotation, molecular function: RNA binding. Lineage: Eukaryota; Fungi; Ascomycota; Pichiomycetes; Serinales; Debaryomycetaceae. The record is from RefSeq and is a predicted model, not a curated record.
AUGUCUAAAGAUAUACGGUUCCAUAUUGGGAACAUCUCAGCAGAAUUACAUGCCACACCUUCUAGACUAGAGGAUAGACUUUCUAAGUUUGGGACUAUCAAGGAAGGAUUAAGUUUCCAUAGUAAACCAUUGGGAGAUCAUUACUUUGCAUACAUUACGUUGACUGUGAACGAAGCACAAGUGGAAAGACUUAAGAAAGCAUUCAAUGGUGUGAUCUUCAUGGGAAGAAAGUUGAGUCUUGACAUUGCAAAGAGUUCACCUUAUUUAGGAUCUAACUUCGUAAAGGAGGAACCUCUUAAAAAGCAAAUUGAGAAGGAGGAAGGCAUUCAACGGGCCAGACAAGAAAGAAUAGAUGAGAGUAAGGCCAUACAAAGACUUAAUAGUAUUACAGGAUCCAUAAUUACCCCUCAUUAUAUUUCUUCAAAACAACAAGCUUUGGGUUAUACCGUUUCAUGUCAUACUUAUGGAGAUAUUAGUGGCAACACCCGAUCCAGUAAGCCUGGGAAGGUUCUUUAUGGGUCUAAGAGUUAUGGAGCAUGGACAGUUCCCAAACUCAAGCAAACCAAUGCUCAGCAUUAUGCCAAUCUUGCUGGAGCAGGGGAGAUCAUUAAGGGAAGGCUUCGAAAGACUCCCCGUCCUAAGAGUCAUUUACUCAAGAGACAGCAGACUCUUCGGAUAUUAAUCAAUGGAGAGUUAAAAUCCAUAAAAUCAUACAAGACCAAGCUUUGGGGUUUAGAAAAGAAUAAAACCGUUCUGGAUUUAACCUGGAGAUAUGCUAACGGCGAAUGGAGAUCUGGAGAUGAUCACAUUAUUGAAAGAAAGAGAGUGAAGGUAUUGGAGAGUAGUAGUAGUUGCGGUAUCGGUGGUUCAGAAGCUCUAACGUAUGGAACAAAAACAAGCAAUAAUGAUGAUCAUGAUAAUGAAGUUGAAGAUGAUCAUAUGGAUGAAGUAGACAGCGAUGAAGAAACCAGACGAGAAGCUGAACGAAACAAAUCUAUUUUGGCAUCAUUAUUCCUGAAAGAUACCUUUGAAAGGCCGGUUAAAGUUGAUGAUAAUGACAAUGGUAUUGAUAAGGAGGACAUUGUGUACGAUUCCAAGGGAAGAAGAAAAGUUAUCAGACAUGAUUUAGAAAUGAUGGAAAUUGUUCAGGAAGAGGGUGGUGACGAAGAAGUUGAAGAUACCUCUGCAGCUCAGCAGUUAAUUGAAGCGUAUAAGAAUGAAGCAGUUAGACCGCAAGAUGAAGUAUAUUAUGAUGAAAGUGAUGAAGGCAAUGAAUUGGAUAUCAGUGAGUUGACAAAAACCGAAGCCGUUAAUAAUGAAGAGCAAGAGUUUGAGGUUGCUAAGCAGGUAGUGGACGACGAUGAGGAAGAAAAAGACAUUGACGUACCACGAAAUAUCACCAAUAAAACAGACACCUUAAGAAGCAUCUUCAGUACUGAAAGCAAUUCUGGGUUCAAGUUGGCACUUUCAGAAGACGAUGAGGAUGUUGAUGAUGAUAAGCAACGCAUCGAUGAAGAACAAGAGAAGCUCUUAGAGGAAAUCAAAAAGAAACAGAGACAAGAAGAAGAGAAGAUGCUUUUCAAUUCAAAAUUAGCAAGAUACGGACUCUUCUGGUCUCAUUCAGAUUCACCAUUUCUUCUGACCCAAUCACAAUUGCAAAAGCUUGGUACAACCAUAAAAUUACCAGGUGAAACCGAGCUCGACCAACAACAACAACAACAAUAUUUGGGACAAGAUGAAACGGAAUAUGAGAAAUGGUUCUGGAGCCAAAGAGGUGAUUUGUCAAGAGAAUGUAAGCGACAAAAGAGAGAUGCCAUCAGAAGACGUAAGGGGAGAAGUAUAGCAUAA